GCUUUUCCCAUCUGCCUAACGGCCUCUACCCGUCGUACAUUCCCCUGAGCCACCUCGAGCCACCCAGCGCCGGCAGUCCCCUCCUGGCCCAGCUGGGUCAGCACAGCCUCUUUGAGUCACAGAAAGAUGGGUUCUACCUGUCCGGCCAUGCAGGCCAGUCCGCUUUGCACCCACAGCCUCCCCUCUCGAGGACCGCAGGCAACCACACGUCGAGCACUUUGCUCCGGGAGAAGGACCUUGGGCAGCUGCACAAGAGCUCGAAAGAAGGCCUGAAAGACCCCAGCGGGAAGGAGAGGGCAUGCCGGAGCGAUCUGUCCCUGCCCUUUGCCAAGAAGGAGGGCAAACCGAAGGAGGAGCCCCGGCCCCGCAGCGUGGUAGACCUCACGCAGGACACCAAGCCCGACAGCGACCGGAAAGUGAGCGUGGUGGAGAAGGCGGUGAAGGUCGGCGAGCGUCUCUCGCCGUUCCUGGCUGAGCACAUGCCAAAUCGGGGCACGAGCAGCGGGGAACCCAAGUCCAAGAACCCCCUGCAGAGCUCUUCGCUCAGCAACUGCAACGGUGGCGGGGACCCGAUGCUGAAGGUCCUGGGUGCCGAGCAGGACCGUUGUGCCAAGGAUCCCGCUCGGCACGAUGAGAACAUGAGGCCUUCUGCGCACGCCCACGCCGAGCGGCUGAAGCGGGGGGAGCCCCUCCUGCCCUCUGUGGGUGCUUUGCACGUCUCCUGCAGCUGCCCGUCCCCGCAUCCCUCGCAGCCGGGGAAGAUGGCGCCGGCCACGACAUUCCCUCCGCAGCCCGUCCAUUCCAGCAUGUACACCAUCUUCCCACCGGCCAAGGAGCUGGGCAGGGAGCACAAAGUCAUCGCCCCCACCUUCGUGCCUUCGGUCGAAGCCUACGACGAGAGGAGCGGGCCCAUCCAAAUCGCCUCGCAGGCCCGCGACAACAAGGUGAAGGACAAGGACCUCGGCAAGGUGGGGGUGCUGCAGUCGCCCACGGAACGGUGCCUCACGGACACCUCCCGCACGCUCUUGUCCCAGGACUUUUCUUGCCACAGCGAUGCCAAAAGGAUGGAGGCUCUGAGGGAGAAAGGCUCGGUGAUCAGGGCCAACUCCAUGGCGCUGAAGAGACAGGUCACUUCGGAGCCCUUCCUCAACAGGCCGGGGCUGGGCUCUCCGGAGAGCAGGGAGUUCCUGGCCUCCAAAGACUUGCUGAAGCCGAGUCCGGAGGCAGAGCAUCGCCCCUGUGAGCGGGAACGCUUCCAGCGAACCAGCUCCAAAGAAGCGGCGAAGGUCUAUGGCACUUUGGACUCCUCCCGGCAGCACCUGGACCACGGUCAGCUGAAACCACCUGAGCAGAAGUGGAAACCCUUUGAGAUGGGCAACUUUGCCACCACGCAGAUGGCGGUGCUGGCUGCGCAGCACAACCACGUCACCCGGGUGGAGGAGGAAGCCAAGAAGGUCUAUCUUGACCCCAGUGGCUUGCCACGGUCCUCGGUGGUGGGCUCGCGGGGCGCUGCGGACGUCCUCCACCCCGCCUCCCACGGCGAAGGGUCGGCCAUGCAGAGCCUCAUCAAGUACAGCGGCAGCUUUGCCAAGGAGACCACGUCCCGGCAGAGCUGCGGCAAGAAGAGCCCCUUCGGUGGCUUGGGCAACGUGAAGUUGGACUCUUCGCAGCUGGGUGCCUCCAAAGUGCAGCAGCUGCUGUUGCAGCAGCCAGCGAAGCAGCUGAAGAGGGACCCCGAGAGACCUGAGAGUGCCAAAUCCUUUGGCCGUGAGAGCAUCGGCUCCCAAGGCGAGGUGGAGGUGAGGCACUUGCCCGUCGGCAUUGCUGUGGCUGUGGCCCGGCAGAAGGACAACAGCAGCAGCAGCAGCAGCAAACUGGGGCCCAGCUUGGCAGACCGGGAUCGCUCACUGUCUCUCAGCAGCAUCAAAGGGCACGGACGGUCAGAAGAUGAUUGUGGGGACGAGAGGAGCCGCCACCGGGACAGCCACCUCCUGGCAGGGCGCUUGGAACGGGAUCAGGAGAAGCUGCUCAGAGAGAGCAAGGAGCUGGCAGAUUUUGCCCGGAUACACCCGUCCGGCUGUGCCACGAACGGUUUGAACUCCAACCUCAUGGUGACGGGAGGCCCAGCCUUGACGGGCUCCGGGCGCUGGUCUGCAGACCCGGCUUCGCACUUGGCUGCCCACCCCUGGCUCCCCAGGACGGGGAGCCCCUCCAUGUGGCUGGCUGGCCACCCCUAUGGACUUGGUCACCCUUCCCUGCACCAAGGCAUGACUCCAGGCUUCCCCCCUGCCAUGGGGGGAGCUCUCCCUUCCGCCUACCAGUUUGCCAGAGACCCACAGUCGGGGCAGCUUGUGGUGAUCCCCAGCGAGCACUUGCCACACUUCGCGGAGUUAAUGGACCGGGCACCCCCACUGUGGCCUGCCAUGUACCCCCCGACCAGGAGCUCCCUCCAGCACGCUCACCAGCUCCAGCUCCUCUCUCAUCAGCAGCUGCUACGGCAGCACGAGCUGUACAUCCUGCAGCAGCAAGCGGCCCACGCCAUGGAGCUACAGAGGAGUGCCCAGCUUGUGGAGAGGUUGAAGGCGAACGAGCAGCGUGCGGAUAUGGAAGAGAAGGUGACGAAACGGAGCUUGGACAGUGCCAAAUCAGGCCUUUCCUCCUCUGCCUCAGGACUGGUGCACCGAAAACCACCUGUGCUGUCUCCCAGCGCCUCCACGUCCUACAGCAAGGCUGUGAGUCCACCUCCCCUCUCUCCCAGGGCCUCACCCGUGUCUGUGCUCAAAGCUGAGGUGAUCCAAAAGAUGGAGGAGCCACCUUCGCAGCCAGCCUACUCCUACCCCGCCACCCCCAGCUCCCAUCCUUCCAGCCCGCCCCCUGCCUCUCCACCCCCUGCCCCUGCCAUCCCUCCAAAGGAAGAGGCGCCCGAGACUGUGGAGAAGAAAGAGCUGGAGCUGGAAAAAGAGGCUGCCGGUCCCUACCAGGCCUUGUUCCCAGAGAUCCCCCCAGGAUAUCCGUUCCAGUCCCUCCCUCCCUCCUUUGGAAGACACUAUCCCUACCUCCUCCAGCCCACUGCAGCAUCUGAUGCAGAUGGCCUGGCUCCUGACGUCCCGCUGCCUGCUGAAGGCUCUGAGCACAUGGAGCUUUCCCCAGAGGUCAAGCCCAUCCACCUGUCUCCGUCCAAAAUGCUAGAGCCCAUCCAAGCAACAGCAGAAGAGGAGUCCUUGGAAGAGAGGGUGAAGUCAGAGGUGCAGAUGGAGGAAAGCCAAGAAGGCAUCUGUGAGCAGGACAUGGGGGCUCUGAACAUCACCACCUCUGCAGCCGUCCCAGUGCAGAACGUGGACAGUUGCAAUCUCCUUCUGCAUCAAGGCGAAGCCCUGGGUGCUAUGGAGCAGGACCAGGAAGACCUCCAGAGCUGCCCACCUCCUUACCAGGUUGUGGCCUGCCCUGCAGAAGCAGAGGCUCCAGCAGAGACUGGGAGUGGAGCGGAAACCUGCUCCAUGCACAUGGACUAUGACGGUUCGCUUGUGCACGCGGAGAACGAGCCGCCUGAGAUGGACUUGACGCCCCAGCGGGAGGAGGCCUCUGUAGCCAUGGAUCUGCAGAGUGCCGAUGUGCCCCGGGGGAGGGAGUUUCCCAACCUGCCACCUGAGGAGGGGGAGCAGGGGCCAGAGGUCCCUUCCUACACGGAAGAGGCAAUCUCUUGCCAAAUCCCAGCUCUGGACAUCAAGCCAGGCGACCCGCUGGCUGGGAUGAAUGCUUUGGUGGCUGCCACAGAAAUGCCUCAAGCUUGUUCCUUGUUGACUACGACCAGUGUCACUCCAUCCCAGAUGAAGGUGGAGGUGUUACCUGACCAGGCCUUGGAGCACUCCUUCCUGCAAGGGAUCACUUUGCUGAGCGAAAUUGCAGAGAUGGAGCUGGAGAAACGGAAGCAAGAAAUGCAAACAGGUCCAGAGAGUUUCCCUGUUCGGCCAACGCUGGAGAGUUUGCUGGCUGCCAGCACCCACAUGCUCAUGGAAGUACUUUCCACCCCCUUUAUGGAAAGUCUGAAAACCAUCCGGCUGCCUCGAGAGCUGAAUCCCAACAAAAAGUACAGCUGGAUGCAGAAGAAAGAUGAACCCAUGUACUCCAUCAAGUCGGCCAUCGAGAACAUGGAUGCGAUGGAGCUGGACUACAGGAUGAGGCUGGCGGAGCUGCAGCGGCGAUACAAGGAGAAGCAGCGGGAGCUGGUGAAGCUGCAGCGCCGCAGGGACUCCGAGGAAAAGCAUGACGAGAAAAGUAGAAGCUUGGCGAGAAGAGGCCCUGGAAGGCCCAGGAAGAGGAAACUUGGAUCAAGCGCUCUGUCACCCAUUAAGGAGAGAGGGAAGAGUGACAGCAAGAGUGGAAAACUGAGCAAGUCCUUGCUGCUCUCCGAAGACUCUGAGACUGGCGAGGGCAUGAAGAAGAGGCACAAAGGGGCCCUCCCGGAGGAGGACGAGGAUGUGGAGAGCGGCAGUGGCAAGAUGAAAGGGAGGAACCAGAGCUGGGAAGAGCACGAUGUGGCUCCCAGCUUCUCAAAUGAGUUAAAGCUCAAAAAGAAGAAGGUGCCAUCGGAUCAGGAGCAGCUGGCCAGCAAGCUUGACAAGGCCCUGUCGCUCACCAAACAAGACAAGCUCAAAUCCCCCUUCAAGUUUGCCGACAGCUCUGGGGGAAAGCCGAAAACUAGUGGAGGUGGCAGCAGGUACCUCCCACCCCACGAGGCUCUGCCAAGCAAGGAGGAGAAGAAGAGCCUGGCUAAGAACCUGGGACUGUCACUGAAAAACACCAAGGAAGGUAAAAACAAAGUGGCUGCCAAAGUGAAGAAGAUGGAGGUGGGGUUAAAAGUCAAAAAUCAGCUCAAGGUUUCCCAUUCACCAGCAAUAUCUGAAGUUAGCAGCUACUCCUAUAGUAAGCUGCGGGAGGCCGAGGCGGGAUCUUCCUUCAGUGACUCCUCGGAGGACUCGUUCGAUCAAGAUUCUAGCUCAGAGGAGGAGGAAGAGGAGGAGGAAGAGGAAGAGGAGGAAGCAGAGGACUAUGGGACGGACGGCACCGACAGGCUUUCGUCACCUGCCCUUGACGAGAGCGGCCUGGGCCUUCUAGCAAGGUUUGCUGCCAGCGCGAUGCCCAGCCCCAUCGUUCCCCCUCCGCUUUCCAUCAUCCAGCUGGAGGCCAAGCAGAAGGCGAAGAAGAAGGAGGAGCGUCAGAGCCUGAUGGGGACAGAGUUUGAAUACACUGACUCGGAGAGUGAGAUCAAGAUCAGGAAGAAGUCUCCUUCAGCGCUGCUGCGGGGAAAGAAGGGGCCGCUGGAGGCUAGCAGCAUCCCGCCAAGCCAGGCCCCCAGCAGCCUUGACUCCGGAUCUGGAAGCACUGACAAGGCCAAGCUUGGGUCUGAGAAAGGCCGCAAGCUGAAGAAAUUCAAGUCCCCCAAGGACCUGAGCUUUGAGUUUGGGCUGGAGGCCAGCGAUGAUGACCUGUGGAACCGGCGCCGGAGCGAGCGGAUCUUCCUCCACGACGCCACCACGUCCUCGGCCAUGCUGACCCCCGCGGCGCCUGCCAGCUCCACUCCUGUCUCCAAGCCUGGGCGCUGUGGCAAGGGGGCACCCAUGAGCCCCAAAAAGGAGGGCAGUAAGGGGAAGGAGAGGAAGGAGCUAAGCAAGCGGAAGAAGGGUAAGGAAACACCCUGCUGCUCCUCCUCCUCGUCCAUGUCUCCUCCUGGCAUCCCCAGCUCCCCAUCUGAUGUUCGUGUCAGCCUGGCGAAUGCCCUGAGCUCCACCAAGAAGAGCAAAACCAAGGUGAAAGCCAAGGAGGUGAAAAAAGAGAACCGAGGGAAAGGAGGAGCUGUCAGCAAGCUCAUGGAGAGCAUGGCAGCAGAGGAGGAUUUUGAACCCAAUCAAGACAGCAGCUUCUCAGAGGAUGAGAACAUCCCACUGAGCAUGCUGGUGGAGCGACCGCCCACACCAGCUCCCCGCUCCUGCAUAAUUGACAAGGAUGAGCUGAAAGACGGUCUGCGUGUCCUCAUCCCCAUGGAUGACAAGCUGCUCUACGCUGGGCAUGUCAAGACGGUGCAUUCACCAGACAUAUACCGUGUGGUGGUGGAAGGCGAGAGGGGAAACCGUCCCCACAUUUACUGCCUGGAGCAGCUCUUGCAGGAAGCGAUCAUUGAUGUGAAACCACCUUCAGUGCGAUUCCUGCCUGAGGGCACGAGGAUUGCAGCCUACUGGAGCCAGCAGUACCGCUGCCUCUACCCAGGGACAGUUGUCCGAGGAGCCCUGGAUCUGGAGGAAGACGGUGAUCUCAUCACCGUAGAGUUUGAUGAUGGGGACACGGGUCGUAUCCCGCUGUCUCACAUUCGGCUUCUCCCACCUGACUACAAGAUCCAGUGUGCUGAGCCUUCCCCGGCCCUUUUGGUGCCCAGCACCAAGCGCCGUAGCCGUAAAUCCAGCAAAGACACUGGAGAAUGGAAAGAGGGAGCUGCGCUGGGGUCAGAGGAGCCUGUGUCAAAGGGCAAAGGGCGAGGGAGAAAGCCAAGCAUCAAGGCGAAAGCUGAAGAAGCUGCCUUGCCAGAAGAGAAGGAUCAGGUUGAAUCUUCACCUGUUACCUCUUCAGUCCCGGAGAAGCCAGCCUGCUUGGGCAAGCCAAGCAUGAAGGGGUCGCGAAAAUCGCAACCGCUGCCGACUGGAGGCUCUCCUGUCCCGACAGAGGAAAAGCGGUCGAAAGCCGGCAAAAUGAAGAUCUCCACUAAGCUGCAUAGCCCCCCGCAACCCACCUACCAGCCUGCUGUGUUCGGCAGCAUCCUCGGCACGGAACCCUACAGCGACCUCCCGGGGACGCUGACGGCCUUCGGCUCCAGCGAUGCUUCGGCCUCGAAAGCCAAGGCCAAGAAAGGGCGGCCCGCAGAAGAGACGCAGGAGUUUGGCACCAUGGUCAAGGCUCAGAGGAAGCACGACAACGAGAUCCUGAUCAAGCUGGACCAUGAGGGCGUGAUGUCUCCAAAGACAAAGAAGAUGAAGGAGGCCAUGAGGAUGCUGGAGGACUCGAACCUGGCCGGUCGCAGAGAUGGCAAGAGUCUCUUGGGGCUGGGUUAUUCCCCUGCGGUAGGUGCGGAGGGCAAGCAGAAAUCUUCCCGAGCCAAAGCAGCUGAGGGAGACCCUUCCCCCGCCAGCUUCCCAGCCGCCGUGGAGGAGUCCGAGAGCAACAGCAGCGACAGCAGCUCAGAGUCGGAGGGGGAAGAGGAGACUGAGAAGAACCGAGGGGAAGCCCAGGACAGCAGCUCAGCCAGCUCAAGAGCAUCCACCCCUCUCUCUUCCUCCAACUCUUCCUCCUCUUCCUCUUCUAGCAGCAGCUCCUCUUCAUCCUCUUCUUCCUCCUCUUCCUCGGCCUCAUCGACCUCUUCUUCGUCGAGCUCCAGCUCUUCUUCCUCCUCCACUACGGAUGAAGACUCCUCCUGUAGCUCUGAUGACGAAGUAGCUGAGGCCCAGCCAAGUUCCUCGGUGCAGCAAACCCUCCCGCCCAAGCAAACCAAGCAGGCAGGGAAAUCCCGCGCGUCCUCCCACCCCCAGAGCCAGAAGCAGCCGGCGCAGCAGCCGGUGCAACAGCCGGCACCGCAGCAGAGCAGCAACAAGAGCAGGCCCAAAAAGCGCGAGGGCAUCCACCUGCCCACCACCAAGGAGCUGGCCAAGCGCCAGCGGCUGCCCUCGGUGGAGAACAGGCCCAAGAUUGCUGCUUUCCUCCCCGCACGGCAGCUGUGGAAGUGGUUUGGGAAACCCACGCAGAGACGAGGAAUGAAAGGGAAGGCCAGGAAGCUCUUCUACAAGGCCAUCGUCCGGGGCAAGGAGAUAAUCCGUAUCGGAGACUGCGCGGUCUUCCUCUCAGCCGGCCGCCCCAACCUGCCCUACAUCGGCCGGAUCCAGAGCAUGUGGGAGUCGUGGGGGAACAACAUGGUGGUCCGAGUCAAAUGGUUUUAUCACCCAGAAGAAACCAACCCUGGGAAGAAACUCAACGAAGGCAAGCGCUGGGAUCAGAAAUCGGGCAGGAGUCUGUCCGCAGCUUUGCAGGCAUCCAACCAGAGAAAGGACUUUAUGGAGCGAGCCCUCUACCAGUCCUCUCACGUGGAUGAGAACGAUGUCCAGACCAUCUCGCACAAGUGUCUUGUUGUUGGUCUGGAUCAAUAUGAGCAGAUGCUAAAGACGAAGAAAUACCAAGACAGUGAGGACCUCUACUACCUUGCAGGGACCUACGAGCCCACCACGGGCAUGAUCUUCAACACCGACGGGGUCCCUGUCAUCUGCUGACCGCCCGGGGGACACGUGCCACCCCCUGGGAAGGGAUGGGACAAACCUGAGGACGUGCCUGUUCAGACGACAUGAUUGUUUCUUUCAAUGCUCAUGACUUCUGUGUCACACUACAGACAGGAGAGCACGAGAGACACGAGGAGGAAGGAGAGGGCUGAAGAAAGGGGUUGGGGAAACAGUUACAGGACUUGAGGAAGAUGCCGUUGCGGGGUGGUGGUGGUGCUUGAACCCCAAGGCUCUUCUGGAAGUGGCUUUAAGUAAGGUGACACUCGACCAACUUCUCUCCCUUCCUCCUUUUGGUCCAGGAAAGCACAUGGGUCUCGUGAUCAUUUCACCAGCGGGACCCCCCGGCAGGAGGGAUCCCUUUUGUGUCAUUUGCCCCCAUCAGUAACUUGGAAGCCGCCUGUACGUGGAAGGACACCCGCUAGCCUUCUGUGUACACUCCUCUCCGUCCUUAUAUUCCCUUUCCUGCUUAGUUUCGCAUGACCCUUUAGGAAGGACAGGGUGAAAGAGAAAGAUGAGUCUCUCUUCAGCGCCUCGUCUCGAUCCUCUCAGCGCCUUUUUGCGGUUCCCUUUCCCUGGCGGCCCCCAGCCGGCAGCGUGGAGCACCAAGGAGCGGAGCUGGCCACCAGCAUGGAGAUGGCAGAAGAGGUCCUCCGGGCGGGGAGGAGC
Leptosomus discolor (cuckoo roller) is the source of this 8978-nucleotide messenger RNA. NCBI's taxonomy places the organism in Eukaryota, Metazoa, Chordata, Aves, Leptosomiformes, Leptosomidae. The record is from RefSeq and is a predicted model, not a curated record.